Salvelinus sp. IW2-2015 is the source of this 5601-nucleotide messenger RNA. The record is from RefSeq and is a predicted model, not a curated record. NCBI's taxonomy places the organism in Eukaryota, Metazoa, Chordata, Actinopteri, Salmoniformes, Salmonidae.
GGAAGUUAACGUUACGGCCCUCUCAUCUCAUUCCAUCUUUCCAUCAGAGAAUCGUAAAAUGACCAAAGUUCUACAACGAGUUACAAAAGACGACUCUUUCUUUUACUCACCAACAUUUUGAACAACACUUUCAUGGCAAUGCCACGCCUGGUUCCCAAAUAAAUUGAUGACGUAUCGCGCGCAGCGAUAGUCGAAUGGAUUCGGUUAAGUCAGUUCCAGUGUUGCCAGUUUAGCUGCUAUAUUUUCAGAGCUCUCCAGCGACUUUUAUUUGUAAAGGAUUCUAGAUACAAGUUCAGCUACUUUUCAGGCAACCUUUGGGGAGUUUUGACACUGAGGGUUUUGAUGGCAUUUAGCGACUUUUCCUUAUCAAUUCUGCCGCAAACGAGAGUUGCAGAAGCUGUAUAUGUAACAUAAGUCGCAGCAUUGCGCACACACAGGAUGGGAGGUAGAAGAGGAGGAUGYGAAAACGCUACGUUGGGGACCACAGUCGUGCUGCAGCAAGGCAAAUUGGCGACGUCGUCGCGGCAACGGCGAAAUUCAGCAGAUCACACUGAAACAUAGUUGGCAACACUGUGCCAUGAAAUCGAAGUGAUAUGGAGAAGAGCAAGCCGGGGAUGAAGAGGAGUCUCCGGUAGAGCAGCUCUGGGUUCUGAACAUCAAUGAGAGUUGAAGCUGGAGAUGAGUGAAUACCUGGCCUUUGUUUAUUUGUUUUUAGUAACAAUUGGAGCCCAGGGCAGGUUGAGCAAUGCCUGGUUGAGUGGAAUACAGUAGGUUAUAAGGAUUGAGAGGACACUCRAGUGUACAUUGGCGUGGUGCAGAGGCACUCACUUGCCCAGACCAUGUGGUUGGCAGAGUUCAGGCACCAUCGGUUGCCUGCACACCUAUCAAAUCGGCGAGGAACYGCAACCAUCGCCGCCCGCCGUGUUCUUUUCAUGUGGAUGUUAUGUUCCUACUGGCAAUUCACAGUGGCGACCAGCCAGAACUUCAACCCAACUGUUAACACCCAGUUUGGGAAGCUGAGGGGCCUCCGGGUCRCRGUGCCAGGYGAGGUCCUUAARCCCAUUGACCAGUACCUUGGGGUGCCGUACGCUGCCCCUCCCAUYGGGGAGAAGCGCUUCAUGCCCCCAGAGCAGCCCUCCUCCUGGUCAGGGAUCAAGAAUGCUACCCACUUCACACCAGUGUGCCCUCAGAACAUCCGCAACACAGUGCCUGAGAUCAUGAUGCCCAUAUGGUUCACCUAUAACCUGGACACAGUGGCCAAUUACAUUCAGGAUCAGAACGAGGACUGUUUGUAUUUAAACAUCUAUGUUCCAACAGAGGAUGUCAAAAGAAUAUCCAAGGAAUGUGCCAGAAAACCCAACAAGAAAGUAUGUAGAGAAGAAGGGACCCAAAUCAAGAGUCAAGGAGCGGAUUUCUCUCACAGUGACAGUGAAGACAUUCGGGACACUGAGGCUAGGCCCGUGAUGGUCUACAUCCAUGGAGGAUCAUACAUGGAGGGGACAGGGAACAUGAUUGAUGGGAGUGUGCUGGCCAGCUAUGGGAAUGUCAUCGUCAUCACUCUCAACUACAGGGUCGGAGUACUAGGGUUCCUCAGUACAGGUGACCAGGCAGCUAAAGGGAACUAUGGACUCCUGGACCAGAUCCAAGCCCUGCGUUGGAUCAGCAAGAACAUCGGCUAUUUUGGAGGAGACUCUGGUCGCAUCACUGUCUUUGGAUCUGGAAUUGGAGCCUCCUGCGUCAGCCUGCUCACACUGUCCCACCAUUCUGAGGGCCUGUUUCACAGAGCCAUCAUCCAAAGUGGCUCAGCCCUGUCCAGCUGGGCCGUCAACUACCAGCCUGUCAAGUACACCCGCAUGCUUGCUGAGAGGGUGGGCUGCAACGUGCUGGACACCCUGGACAUGGUGUCCUGCCUGCAGAAGAAGAGUGCCAGAGAGCUGGUGGAGCAGGACAUCCAGCCAGCCCGCUACCACGUAGCCUUCGGCCCCGUCAUCGAUGGUGACGUCAUCCCCGACGACCCCGAGAUCCUGAUGGAGCAGGGCGAGUUCCUCAACUAUGACAUCAUGCUGGGCGUCAACCAGGGGGARGGGCUGCGYUUYGUGGAGAMUGUKGUGGACSUGGAGGAYGGCGURUCYGGCAGCGACUUUGAYUUUGCYGUGUCGGACUUYGUGGACAGCCUGUAUGGCUACCCGGAGGGGAAGGACACUCUGAGGGAGACCAUCAAGUUCAUGUACACGGACUGGGCUGACAGGGACAACCCRGASACCAGGAGGAAGACRUUAGUYGCYCUGUUCACUGACCACCAGUGGGUGGAGCCCUCGGUGGUGACGGCUGACCUGCACGCCCGCUACGGCUCGCCCACAUACUUCUAYGCMUUCUACCACCACUGCCAGAGCCUGAUGAAGCCUGUGUGGUCGGACUCGGCCCACGGGGACGAGGUGCCCUAUGUGUUUGGCAUCCCCAUGGUGGGAGCCACUGACCUGUUCCCCUGCAACUUCUCCAGGAACGACAUCAUGCUCAGCGCUGUGGUGAUGACUUACUGGACCAACUUCGCCAAGAGUGGUGACCCCAACAAGCCAGUGCCCCAGGACACUAAGUUCAUCCAUACCAAGGCCAACCGCUUUGAGGAGGUGGCCUGGUCCAAGUACAACCCCCAUGACCAGCUGUACCUGCACAUCGGCCUGAAGCCUCGCAUCCGCGACCACUACCGCGCCACCAAGGUAGCCUUCUGGAAGCACCUGGUGCCCCACCUGUAUAACCUCCAUGACAUGUUCCAUUACACCUCCACCACCACCAAGGUCCCUCCCCAGGACACCACCAACUCCAACGGCAAGAGAACCGGCACCACCAAGCGUCCACCUGUCUCCACGGCCCACAGCAGUGAUGGGGAGGAGACGGGUCCUCUGAUCGUGGCUAACCCCAGAGAUUACUCCACUGAGCUGAGUGUCACCAUCGCUGUGGGUGCCUCGCURCUGUUCCUCAAUGUGCUGGCCUUCGCCGCGCUCUACUACCGUAAGGACAAGCGCAGCCGGCAGGAUGGCCACGGUGGCCCCCACCAGGCCAGCCCCCAGCGGCAGAGCAAUGGCAACGACGUGAGCCACACCACCACCGACGAGAGCCUGUCCCAUCAGAUGACCCAGUGCAGCCAGAUGAACCAGUGUGACACCCUGCAUGACCUCCACGACCUCCCUGACCUACACGACCCCCUGCACCUCUCCCCCAACAUGGACUACACCCUGACCCUGCGCCGCUCACCAGACGACAUCCCCCUGAUGACGCCAAACAACAUCACAAUGAUCCCCAACUCCCUGAUGGGCCUGCCCAACAUGCACCCCUACAGCACCUUCCCAGCCGGGUACAACUCCACCGUCCUGCCCCACUCCCACUCCACCACCCGGGUCUAGACCUAGCCUGGGACAGAAGAUAUACAGACCACAGUCGACAGUGAUUGUAGAGGUGAGCUGAGGGGCGAGCUGUGCUGUACAUUAAUUAAUACAAAGCAGUAGUUGGGUUGGGAUGCGUGGGUAAGAUAAGUUUGAGUUUAUGUUCAUACUGCAAGAGCCAUGCAAAGCUUUUCCUGGUCAAAGGGUGCAGAAUCGCCGCCAAUAUACUACUGCCUCCUCUCCUCAUAGAGGGAGGUCUAUAAGCAGUGUCAUUUUUUUAAUCAUCAAUUUCAAGACUUUUGUGAGCUGGUUAAAAUGAGAAGUGCUUUUUAUUUCCCAUUGUCUUUUGAUGGUAACAUUUUUGGGAACAUUCUCUUGUACGACCUCAGCAUAAUGUUUGUACAGUUGGAUUUGUACGGGAAGCUUUUUUCUUCCUAUGAUAUCUGUUUUGAUCUUCAACAAUUCUGUGUGGAACAAGUGUCAUCUGGACUCAUCACUGACUGAAAUAACAUUUGUAAAAAGCAGAAAAUCAGUGUUAUUAAGCAAUUUUAUACAUAUUCCWCAUGUUAAACUCAACUUAAAAGGGUCUUUUUUACUGACUAAAGAAUUGCAGAAAUACUAUGUUACUGUGAUCAUUUGAACCUUUACUACAACAUUGAUUACAAUUUGUAGUAAAAGUAUCACAUUUAUCCAAUAAUAUUUCUAUUUGAAUAUGAACAAUAUAUCACCCCUAUAUACAGUAUGUGCGUGCGUGUGCCCGAGUGUGUUUACACUCUGAAGUGUAAUGUAAAGGUGUAAAUUGUUAAGAAAUUUGUUUGACAUUUUGUUUGAAGUAUUGGCUUUCAUCAUAUUUAGUGUUGUACUCCGAUCUAUGCUUGUCUGUCUAAGUACCUUUGUUCAUUUUCAGUUAACUGUGUCUAAUUUUGCUGAACACGUUGUGGGAAUACAACUUCUGCUUUGUUAUAAAAAGAUAAUAGCUUAAGAUGGCACAUACUCUAACCAACUGAUAUGAUUCCAUUGGCUUGGCUUGUUUGUACACAAUAAACUUAGACCAGCACUUUUUUAAAUUGUUUGUUUGUUUAUAUGAAUUAUAUAGGUAUUGACAUUGUUUGUAUAAACUAUUGCAGACUAAGCAAGCUGAAUUUCCCCCAUGCGCUUCAUCUAAUUACACAAAACACAGAUUUUGGAGCAUAAAAUGUCUUCAAGCAUUACUAUAAGAGGCUCUUUUGAAUGUAAUGGGCACACUUCAGUGUUAUUCUGGGAGAAUACACAUCCCUCUGAGAAUUAUUAGCACCUGGCUUUCCUUGAUACAAUCAUAGAUCAAUAUCAAUGGGCUUAUUUUUAAAGAUUUGUUUGGAACGGAGUGGUCGUCUUGUCAAAAUACAUCAACAUAUUUAUAAUGAGUCAGAUGUGGCUAGAUGGCCAAUCUUAUUAAAUUGUAUUACAUACAGUAUCAACAGGAUUUUUCAACCGCAAACAAAGAAAAACAUUCAUCUUAGAUUUUGGGCAUCGGCAGGGCAAUACUCCAUUUUGACUGGGCCCAGUGGAGAUCAGAUGUUAUUAUGCUACAUUUGUAACUGUGUGAUGGUCAUGGGCUGUAAAGGAGGAAAGCCAAGGAAGAUAAGAGGGUACAGGCACACUCCAAAAAGACAGUGUGUUGUUUGCUCCUGCUGCACACUGGGAACAUUGUAAGGAGUGUGCUUUGACAUCAACUGGGUCAGUGAUGAAGGGAGAGCAGCAGCUGGACCCAGCCCUCAAUGUCCCCUUGUUAGUCUUCUUCCUCAAUGUCAGUCCAGUGGCAUUUCCAUGGCCUGCUUUUUGUUUUGCUCCUUUGUCUGUAUAUUCUUCAUAUCUCUAUGUUUUCUGAAGAGUCAAACACACCCACCAGCCAGCAUCUGCUUUAACUGACGCCUGCUUUAACUGACCAUAUGGCGUCCUUUACGUGCCUCAGACAGGCAGCACAGAUACUAUGCAGACCAUGAAUAGCCUGGCCAAUGAGAAAGAAUGAACUGGCCAUGCAGCGGCCCACAAACUGAAUACGUUUCCAACAGGCAYCCAGCACACAUGAUGAUCACGCUUACAGUGGGGUCUGAAAUUAUUGACACCCCUGAUAAAGAUGAGCAAUAAUGACUGUAUAAAAUAAUUCAAAUACUGAGCUAUAUUGUAAGCUCAAAAACAUUGGGAAAUUAUAUAUUAUACUAAUACAAUUGCUCAGAGAGUC